Candidozyma duobushaemuli is the source of this 771-nucleotide messenger RNA. It is a transcript of the gene RPS1, whose product is annotated as 40S ribosomal protein eS1. Gene Ontology annotation, molecular function: structural constituent of ribosome. The transcript has a single exon. Bases 1 to 771 code for a protein of 256 amino acids. Gene Ontology annotation, biological process: translation. NCBI's taxonomy places the organism in Eukaryota, Fungi, Ascomycota, Pichiomycetes, Serinales, Metschnikowiaceae. Gene Ontology annotation, cellular component: cytosol; ribosome. The record is from RefSeq and is a predicted model, not a curated record.
AUGGCUGUUGGUAAGAACAAGAGAUUGUCUAAGGGUAAGAAGGGCAUGAAGAAGAAGGCCGUCGACCCCUUCGCCAAGAAGGAGUGGUUUGACAUCAAGGCCCCAUCUACCUUCGAGAGAAGAGACGUUGGUAAGACCUUGAUCAACAAGUCCACCGGUUUGAAGAACGCCGCCGACGGCUUGAAGGGCCGUGUCUUCGAGGUUUGCCUUGCUGACUUGCAGGGUUCCGAGGACCACGCCUACAGAAAGAUCAAGUUGAGAGUCGACGAGGUUCAGGGUAAGAACUUGUUGACCAACUUCCACGGCAUGGACUUCACUUCCGACAAGUUGAGAUCUUUGGUCAGAAAGUGGCAAUCUUUGGUCGAGGCUAACGUUACUGUCAAGACUGCUGACGACCACGUCUUGAGAAUCUUCGCCAUUGCCUUCACCAAGAGACAGCCAAACCAGGUCAGAAAGACCACCUACGCCCAGUCCUCCAAGUUGAGAGAGGUGAGAAAGAAGAUGAUCGAGAUCAUGCAGAGAGAGGUUGCCAACGUUACCUUGUCCCAGCUCACCGCCAAGUUGAUCCCAGAGGUGAUUGGCCGUGAGAUCGAGAAGUCUACUCAGUCCAUCUUGCCUUUGCAAAACAUCCACAUCAGAAAGGUCAAGUUGUUGAAGCAGCCAAAGUUCGACUUGGGCUCUUUGUUGGCCUUGCACGGUGAGGGUUCUACCGACGACAAGGGUAAGAAGGUCUCUUCUGGUUUCAAGGACGUUGUCUUGGAGUCUGUCUAA